GAGAUUCUGAGUUUCAGAUUUUCAAGUUUAUGUAUUUUUCGUAAUUUUGAUUUUUAUAAGCCGUUUUGCUUUCUAGCCUGGGAUAUCCAUUUUCCGUCCUCUCAUUUUUUAGUUUCCUGUCGUGAAUUUGAGUGUGUUCUUUUGUGAUUUUUUGUUUGCUGACAGAGAAUAAGCUGUUUUCUCUGUCUUGUGUUGUAGAGUUGCUUUGGCUGUUUUCUUCAAGGACUAGAGGGGUUUUAUCUUGUGGAUUAAUUUUCUUUUCAUGUAUUAUUUAUUUAUUUAUUGAGUGAGAAUUUGAUGCUUUGAGUUGGCCUGGGUUGGUGGGUGCUAAAAUUGUGUUUUGAUGUGUUAAGCACGGUUGUUUUGUUGAGAAGUGGAUUUUUGGAUGGUUUUUUAUUCAAUUUUUCACCUCGUUUGUCUUUAAUAUCAAUUUAAAAAAAAAAAGAGAAAAGAUUUGAGUUUCUAAUUGUGAUCUUGCAAGCUCAAAUUUGGGCUUACUUGGCAUAAAUUUGUUAGUUUUUGAGACUGUUUCUGAGCACUUCAAAUCACCAGAUAGUUGAAUGGGUGUUGUGGAGUUAUGUGAGAAUAGAACUGCUUGGGGAUCAGGGGCAAAGCUACUAACUAGCCAUGUCUUCAUCUUUGCCAGUUCUUCCUACCCCUCUUGAAGACAAGUACCCUAAAUUACCUGAUUCUUUCCAGGUUACUUCAGAAAGGGAGAUGAUAAGAAACCCAUUGCCUCAACAGGCAUCUCCAUUGGGUCCAAUUACUGGGACCGCUGGACACAUGUUUUCUUCAUCUUUGAGAUUUCCCAACGAAUUAAACAGCUCUUCAGUUUCACCUCAAAUUUCUCCAUUCAUUCAGUCAUCAAGGGACAGGGGAACUUUGCUAGUGGCACCAACCUAUUCUUCCCAUUCUGAAGUGAAAUCCACAGCACUGAUUAGCCACUCUGAAGAAAAUAAGGAUAUGCCCUGGUCUAUAGAUCCAUUUCAUGACUUGCUUGAUUUUCCUGCAAGUGUCAGCAUCCAAAAUGGUCAAGUGGAAAGUAAUAUUGGUGUCGUUGCAUCUGAGGAUCUUUCUAAGAGAACAGAUUGGCAGGAGUGGGCAGAUCAGUUGAUCUCUGUUGAUGAUGAUCUGGAACCAAAUUGGAGUGAACUUCUUAAUGACGCUAACGCCACAGAUAUGGAACAAAAGGUGCUGAAAUCAUCUUCUGAAAUCUCAGUGCAACCCCAAAUUCAUCAGCCUCAACAUGUAUGUGAUGGAGAACCAUAUCCUGCUAACCCAACUUGUAUUGCACCCUUAACAAAACCCCGAAUGCGCUGGACACCAGAACUUCAUGAGGCUUUUGUGGAAGCUGUCAAUAAGCUUGGUGGAAGUGAACGAGCAACACCAAAGGGUGUUUUAAAGCUUAUGAAUGUCGAAGGCUUGACCAUCUACCAUGUUAAAAGCCACCUGCAGAAGUACAGAACAGCCAGAUAUAAACCAGAGUCAUCUGAAGGAACUUCAGAGAAAAAGUCGAGUCCCAUUGAGGAAAUGAAAUCUCUAGACUUGAAAACGAGCAUGGGGAUCACUGAAGCAUUGCGACUGCAGAUGGAGGUUCAAAAGCAACUCCAUGAACAGCUUGAGAUUCAGAGAAAUUUACAGUUGAGAAUCGAGGAACAGGGGAGGUAUCUUCAAAUGAUGUUUGAGAAACAAAAAAAGAUGGAGGAUGACAAGUCCAAAGCUUCUUCCUCCUCCUUGGAUGAUUCCUCCCUCCCUGAGUCAAACGUAUCUGGUAAUAAUAAAUUGGAAGUCUCAGAGCUGGAUCAUGCCAAUAAUGUGUUUGACAGAAACGAUGGUGGUGUAGCACUGGAAGAAAGUUCCCAAAGUGUAAGCAGAAAGCAUAAGGCACUGGAAAACAGAACUGGCGAGGAUCUUAACUCAAAAGACAAUGAAUCUAGUCCAGCAUCAGCAAAGCGGCCAAGAGCAGAUGAAACAGCAAUAUAAUCAACGUCCUGCAUUUGAUUGAACAUUUUAUACAAGUCAUGUAUUGCUGCUCCUGGAUAUGAUGUUUUAGGUUCUGCUUGUGAUGAGAGGCAUAAUAGUUGUGGAAGCAGGGAAAUUUUGGAACUUAAAUUCUUGCCUUUAUUUUCCAUAAAGCUAAGAAUCAAAAGAUCCAAAAUAAAUUUACUAACUUGUGACCUUUCCAUUCUAGGGUUGAAUUUGCAUUAGGAACUGUUGCUAGAAGGUGGAGUUUGUAUAUAAUUGUGCAUUGUUAGACUUUUAGAGAAUUUUGUAAUUUCCAAUUGAAUAAUGAAUUUCUUCAACUUUCUCUA
Messenger RNA from Hevea brasiliensis (rubber tree), 2312 nucleotides. Its product is annotated as protein PHR1-LIKE 1. The record is from RefSeq and is a predicted model, not a curated record. Gene Ontology annotation, molecular function: DNA-binding transcription factor activity; DNA binding. The coding region runs from base 628 to 1983 and encodes 451 amino acids. The transcript is spliced from 8 exons. NCBI's taxonomy places the organism in Eukaryota, Viridiplantae, Streptophyta, Magnoliopsida, Malpighiales, Euphorbiaceae.